CUAUUGGGCAACAGGGCGGGGCCCCGGUGAGGUCACCAAGCCUGGAUAAAGGGGCACGGGGAGGGCACGGAAGGCAGAGCCUUGGUUCUCCAAGUCGCCUCAGGUCCGCAGACAUGAGGGUCCUCUUCCUCGCCCUGCUGUUCCUCGCGGCCCUUGGAGUAUGUCUGGCUGCUCCUAGGAAGAACAACGUUCGAUGGUGUACCAUUUCACAACCCGAGGCAACAAAAUGCUUCAAGUUGCAGAGGAAUAUGAGAAAAGUGGGUGGCCCCCCUGUCUCCUGUAUCAAGAAGAACUCCUACCUUCAGUGUAUCCAGGCCAUUGCUGAAAAUAGGGCAGAUGCUAUAACCCUCGAUGGCGGUUUGGUGUUUGAGGCAGGGCAGGCCCCCUACCAACUGCGACCUGUAGCAGCGGAAGUCUAUGGGACAGAAGCGAAACCUCGAACCCACUAUUAUGCUGUGGCCAUCGUCAAGAAGGGCACCGGCUUUCAGCUGAAUCAGUUACAGGGCCGGAAGUCUUGCCACACAGGCCUUGGCAGGACUGCUGGCUGGAACAUCCCCAUAGGGACACUUCGUCCAUUCUUGAACUGGGCGGGGCCACCUGAGCCCCUUGAGGCAGCCGUGGCCAGAUUUUUCUCAGGCAGCUGUGUUCCUGGUGCCGACGGGACACGUUUUCCCAGCCUGUGUAGCCAAUGUGCGGGGACGGGGGCAAAUAAAUGUGCCGCCUCCUCCCAGGAACCGUACUUUGGUUACUCUGGUGCCUUCAGGUGUCUGAGAGAUGGGGCUGGUGAUGUGGCUUUUGCCAAGGAGAGUACCGUGUUUGAGGACUUGCCAGACAAGGCCGAAAGGGACAAGUAUGAGCUGCUGUGUCCAGACAACACCCGGAGGCCAGUGGAUCAGUACAAGGAGUGCCACCUGGCCCGAGUUCCUUCUCAUGCUAUUGUGGCCCGAAGCGUGGACGGCAGGGAGGACCUCAUCUGGGAGUUCCUCCGCCAGGCACAGGAAAAGUUUGGAAAAAACAAGUCAUCGGGCUUCCAGCUCUUUAGCUCCCCCCCUGGGCAAAAAGAUCUGAUGUUCAAGGACACUGCCCUGGGGUUCUUGAGAGUCCCACCAAAAAUAGAUGCUGGGCUGUACCUGGGCUCCAACUACUUCACUGCCAUCAAGAACCUGAGGGAAAGUGAGGCAGAGGUGGCAGCCCGGCAGCAGCGGGUGGUGUGGUGUGCGGUGGGCAGCGAGGAGCAGCGCAAGUGUGCCAGGUGGAGCGAGCUGAGCACCGGCACCGUGACCUGUGCCUCGGCUUCCACCACAGAGGACUGCAUCGCCCUGAUCCUGAAAGGAGAAGCUGACGCCAUGAGUCUGGAUGGAGGGUUUGUCUACACUGCUGGCAAGUGUGGUUUGGUGCCUGUCCUGGCAGAGAACCACCCAUCCCAAGAGAGCAAUGAUUGUGUAAAUAGACCGGCAGAAGGGUAUCUCGCCGUGGCGGCGGUCAGGAAAUCAGACGCUGACAUCAGCUGGAACUCCCUGAAAGGCAGGAAGUCUUGCCACACUGCUGUGGACAGGACCGCAGGCUGGAACAUCCCAAUGGGGCUGCUCUUCAACCAGACAGGCUCCUGCAAAUUUGGUGAAUACUUCAGUCAAAGCUGUGCCCCAGGGUCUGAAUCUACAUCCAAUCUCUGUGCUCUGUGUAUCGGGGAUGAGAACGGUGAGAAUAAGUGUGUGCCCAACAGCAAGGAGAGAUACUAUGGCUACACCGGGGCUUUCAGGUGCCUGGCUGAGGGGGCAGGAGAUGUUGCAUUUUUGAAAGAUGUCACUGUCUUGCAGAACACUGAUGGAAAGAACCCCGAGGCAUGGGCUAGGGACUUGAAGCUGAAUGACUUUGAGCUCCUGUGCCUCGAUGGCACCCGGAAGCCUGUGACUGAGGCUCGGAGCUGCCACCUGGCUGUGGCCCCAAAUCAUGCUGUGGUAUCUAGGAAAGAUAAGGUGGCACGACUUGAACAGGUGCUGCUGGAUCAACAGGCUCAGUUUGGAAGAAAUGGCAGUAGGUGCCCAGGAGAGUUCUGCCUGUUCCAGUCUGAAACCAAAAACCUUCUGUUCAAUGACAACACUGAGUGUCUGGCUAAACUUCAUGGCAGAACAACAUAUGAGAAGUAUUUGGGACAGCAGUAUGUCACAGCUGUUGCUAAUCUGCGGCGGUGCUCAACCUCUGAGCUCCUGGAAGCCUGUGCUUUCCUCAGGAAGUAAACCCCAAGAAGACAGACCAGCCUCCCCAAGGAAUCUGCAGCUCUUCAGGGUCCUCAACCCCAACCCUUUGUGUGCAGAUCCUUGUCCUUUCCUGACGGAGGGGAUGAGGUUGGCCAAACCAAAUGCUUUCACAAUUCCCUGUUGUCAUUCUUAGGAAGAAAUAAAAUUAGAAAUGUUUUUGGUUUUC
Sciurus carolinensis (gray squirrel) is the source of this 2424-nucleotide messenger RNA. RefSeq names its product lactotransferrin (gene Ltf). The record is from RefSeq and is a predicted model, not a curated record. Gene Ontology annotation, cellular component: early endosome; extracellular region; plasma membrane. Lineage: Eukaryota; Metazoa; Chordata; Mammalia; Rodentia; Sciuridae. The transcript has 17 exons. Gene Ontology annotation, biological process: iron ion transport; antibacterial humoral response. Bases 114 to 2237 code for a protein of 707 amino acids.